GGGCAACAGCGCUGACAGCAUGCUGGGUUGAAUGUCACUUUGAAAAGUUAUUCCUCUUUUGCGAAGGCUCUUAAAAUCCUAUGCGUUUUAAUUUCUGUUAAAGUAAUAUACGAACAAAACAAUGGGUUCUAUAGGAAAAAGACUAGCAGACAACUUGAAAUCGAAGGAGUUCAGAAAUUAUUUGUUGAGCACGCAUUUUUGGGGGCCUGUAGCAAAUUGGGGAAUACCUAUUGCUGCGAUUGCUGACAUCAACAAGGACCCCAAAUAUAUUAGUGGAAAAAUGACUGUCGCUUUAUGUUUAUAUUCUGCCAUGUUCAUGAGAUUUGCCCUAAAAGUGCAACCAAGAAACAUGCUGCUGUUUGCCUGUCAUUUUACAAAUGAAGGUGCACAACUUAUUCAAUUAUCGAGAUUUUUAAAACAUGAAUUCUCAACAAAUAAGGAGAAGUAGUCCACAAUUUUAUUUUAGAAUUAUUUAUGAGGUCAUGGUUUAAUGAAACGUUACUGUGUAUAUGUUUUGCAUAAGUCUGCAUAUCAAGUUAGUCUAAAUAAUUCCAAUUUACAAGUUUUAUAUAAUGUAAAUAUAUAGCACAAAUUUAUUUAUAUACAUUGACUUUUACAAAUAAAUUUGGUUUUUAUACAAAACCC
Molecule: messenger RNA, 645 nt
Organism: Brassicogethes aeneus
Lineage: Eukaryota; Metazoa; Arthropoda; Insecta; Coleoptera; Nitidulidae
Source: the annotation of a GenBank genome assembly